Molecule: messenger RNA, 1104 nt
Organism: Marasmius oreades (fairy-ring Marasmius)
Lineage: Eukaryota; Fungi; Basidiomycota; Agaricomycetes; Agaricales; Marasmiaceae
Exons: 5
Coding region: 1-1104 (367 amino acids)
Cellular component (GO): membrane
Source: RefSeq, a predicted model, not a curated record
AUGCCCAACUUCUUCUGCAAUCUAGCAGAUCCCGACUAUCCAUACCCUUACUGUAUCAACUUUUCAGCCGCCAUCGCGUUUUCGGUCCUGUUUGGCCUCUCAACCAUCCUCCAUUUCGCGCAAGCCAUAUACUUCCGGAAAAGAUUCUGCUGGGUCGUCGUCAUGGCUGGACUGUGGGAGACGACCAGCUACAUUUUUAGAGCCCUGUCGGCUUACGACAUCAGCCCGCAAGGUUUUGGUAUCCCGUCCCAACUUCUGGUUCAGCUGGCACCACUUUGGAUCAACGCCUUCGUUUAUAUGGUCUUUGGACGAGUCGUUUAUUAUUUCUUACCGGAUAAGAGAGUGGGUCAUUUGAGUGCGCACGUUUUAUCGGUCAUCUUCGUACUCCUAGACGUCAUGUCAUUUCUUAUACAAGGCACGGGCGCGAUUUUGGCGCAAUCUGGGUCGGACGCUCCGAAACUCAAGGUCACAGGUUUUCACGUUUACCAAGGCGGCGUCGGCGCGCAGCAAUUCUCCAUCGUGCUCUUCAUUGUGUUGGUCAUCAGGUGUCAAGUGAAACUGAAAGCCUUGGAAAAUGAGGGUCAACGGCAUAGGGAAACUAGUUGGAGGAAGGCACUUUUCCCGAUUUAUGGUGCACUCCUGCUGAUCACUAUUCGGACUAUCUACCGUCUGACCGAGUUCGCUGGGGGUUUUGACUCCGGGAUCUCUAAGAAUGAACCAGCAUUCUAUGCUCUCGAGGCCACAAUGAUGAUAAUUUGUAUGAACAUCUUCAACAUAUGGCACCCCGGUGCUGUCCUUGUAGGCCAAGGAAGCGAGUUCAAAAAGAAGGACAAGAAGUCGAAGAGCAAGAAGUCGAAAGAUACGGAAGUGGCUGCUUCGGACGAGCAGGGAAUCGCGCUGACAGAGGUCAGACCAAGCUCUCAAGAUAUCGAUAUCGAGUCAUCUCCAUCGUUUUCCAAGCCCGAAAGAAGACCUUCUGAUUUGGACCCGGUUAUAACGCCUUCCAUGGUCGAUACACCAUACCAAAACCCCCCUUCGUACACCCAUGAUCAUGGUUCCCAUACAUCCCGUGGAGCGGGAUGGGAUAAGGGAUAUUACCACUAG